GGGGCGUUAAUAGGUGAGGCCGUGCGUGGGCGGAGACCAGGGGUGUCCGCGUCGCCGGGAGUCUGUGAGGAAUGCGGGGUGACAAGCCCGGGGAGUUAGCCUGUGAGCGCCCCGCACCGGGCUCCGUCGUCCGCCUGCGUCCCCGCCGGCAAGGACUGUUGGGAAGCUCUUGGGGGUUCUCAAGGAAGCGAGGUUGUGGGGAGGCGUCUCCCCCUCCCCUAGUUUGUUAAUGGGCUCUGGUGGCGCAGUGGUUAAGCGCUCGUCUGCUAAGCAAAAGGUCGGUGGUUCAACCCGCCAUCCUCUGAGCAGGAGAAAGACGGGGUAAUCUGCUUCUGUCAAGACUACACCCUUGGAAACUGUGUGGGGCAGUUGUAUCCUACCAGAUGGGUUUGCUGUGAGUCGGGAUUGACUCCAUGGCAAGGGUUUGGCCUUUAGUUUAAUUGUUACAGGACUUUGACGUAGAUGAAGUAGCAGGAAACAUGGAUGGAACUAGUACGCCCGUUUGGAACGAUAGCUAUCCCCACCUCGGGCUGCAAAUAUUUAUUAAGAGGCAUGUUUCCAGGAAUCACUUGGCUCUAAGGCAGAAAUUUCCUCCACAGUUGUGCCAGAGACAAUAUGGCCCACCUGAUGUGGCUGAACGAGGUUGACCUAGAAGACAAGCAGGUAAUAGAGAUCAUAGACCCAGUGUUGCUCCGGGAUCCUAAGCAUAGACAGAGACAGGAUUUGUGCUGGAUUAAAUGCUAAUGAGGCAGCCAUAAUUUCUGCCACCAAAUAGCCUCACUUAAUAGGUUGGAGGCUCCUUGCAGUAAAAACGCGGCACAUUUCCAUUGUAAGAGCAGCAAAUACUGGAAUUGAGGACAGUCUGGGGGGGUGUGCGUUAUGGAUGUGUUCCAGAUAUUUCAGCACGUCCUGGUCAGCUGCAGUGUUGCUGAGAGCUCCUCAUUUUUAAUUUUAGAAAAUGCCCUUAUUUGGAUAAAUAUGAAAUGUGCAGCUAUUGGAAAGGACACAACUUUGAAUAUGAAAAAGUGAAACUUAAAUUGAUGAGUAACAUGUACAGCAUUUGUAAUAUAAAUAGCGAAUAAGUUUGAGUUUAAACCGGGUGUUAUAAUGUAGAAAAACCAUAACACAUGUAUAUUGAAUUUGUUGAAGCUAAGAGGAACAAAAGGCUGCUGUUUUAUACAGUGGAAAAGAUAGGAGUGAAUAUAUAGAUAAUGAAGAAUCAAGCAGUAGUUGCAGGUAUUUGAAAAUAAAAAUGUGUAGUUUUGAUUGUCCUGUUUGAGAAAUCUUUGCUAACUCCAAAGUCAUUAGCAUAAUCUAUAUUUGUAAAAUUUAGAAUUGGGAUUUGCAGGAGCUGCUGUUAUGAGAGCAGUCUUGUUAUCUUCUUUCAGCACUAAGAACCACUUACUCCAGAUCCAUUUAUUUGAAGAGUCUAUUUUUCUUCUCUAUAUUUUCUCAAAUGUGAUUUUAUUUCUUUAGGUUAUCACUGCCUGGGAUUGGCAUUUAGUCUUCAUAAUGUCCACAUACAUGAUAACAAUCCCAUGUGAAAUGAAAGCGAAUAUAUUUUACUUUUGGUAACAAGAUCUUAUAUAAUCAGGAUUCUGUUUAGCUCUCUGUACAGAGGGGGAGAAAAGAUCUCAACAGGGAAAAAAAUGUUAAUUGCGAAAUUGAGAGGAAAAAUAUUGAUAACGUUUACAAUGAUGUAAAUGAACUGAGAAUUAAAAAUUACAAAAGUUAGCUCUAUAUAAUAAAAAAUCAAGGAGCCCUGAUGGAUUUAUUAACCAGGCUUGAAAAAUAUGUUGUCCGUGACAGUUCACCGAUGUUGAUAUCAAGUAUAUAUGUCUAUCUGGAUGAAGAAGAAACAGAUUCUCAGGUAAAGCCACAAUCUGAACCUUGAGCCUCCGACACUGUGGAAAUCUGGUUCAAAUUUUGUUGCCUGGCCAGAUAUGGAUGCCUCCCAUGCUGUGGCAUGAGGAAAGUGCUCCAUUUGUGAUUUCCUUGCCAUACAGUUGAAACCUGUAGAGCUGUAUGGAGAAUGCAAGUACUACCAAGGUGGAGCAAUGCCUUGGCCUGGGAGGAAGCCCUUCCCAGGGAAAGAGCUGAAGCCAAAAACCUGUCACUCCCUACAUAACCUCAUACUGUGUUUCCCAGCCUGCUCCACGUCUUCUUCUGUUUCAGGUCCCAGGUGUGACUCAAGAAGAACUGAUCCUGUUAAGCAGCCUGGAACCUAGGGCUACCAUCUUACACAUCUGUAAAUCACCAAUAGGCAUUUGAACUGCUGACUGCCUGUGUAGGCCAAACAUUAUUCAUCUGCUUCCAGACGGUUUAGUGGCUUUGCUUCCACUCAUUCCUCUUAACCUUCACUGCUUCUUGGGCUGUAGAGAGGACAUUGGCUUAGAGAGGCUGGAGGCAGAAAAUGGCAGGUGUUGCCCUUUUGGUGUUGGAUACAUGAUUGAAAUGCGAAGCAAGUUCCUGAGGAUUCAGUGGUGUUUGAGGAUGUGGCCGUGGACUUUACGCAGGAAGAAUGGGCUUUGCUGGAUUUUGCUCAGAGAAAACUCUACAGAGAUGUGAUGAUGGAAACCUUCAGAAAUCUAGCCUCGAUUGUUCCUCAACAGGUUGAUAAAGGACAAGUAAUGUCCAAUGAACAUUUAACAAUCCGAUUCAUGAAGGAAAAUUCCUGGUACACCAUGUUAGAAGAAGCUUGUGAAUUCCAUGGCGUUGAAGAGCGGUGUAACAAAAAAGGGAGGCAUGUGAGAUGGCAUAUAGAUGAGAACCUCCAUGAAAGUAAAGAACAGAAAGAAAAGGAAGGGAAAGAAGGUAAUCAGUCUGGAAAACCUUUCAGCAUGAUUGCAUGUCUUACCAGGCUCAAAAGAACUCUUCCUAGAGAAAAUCUUCCUACAUGGUGUGAGUGUGGAAAAGCUUUCAAGUAUCAUCUUUCAUUUAAACAUCACAUCAGAUCUCACCCUGGAUGGGAUACCUUUCAGUGUAAGGAAUGUGAGGGGGCCUGUAGUCGUUCCUCUUACCUAAACACUCAUGUAAAAACUCUUCCUGUAAAGAAUAUUUGUAAAUGUAAGGAAUGUGGGAUCACUUGUAGUUGUUCCUCUUUCAAUACACAUGAAAAAACUCACAGUAGAGACAGGCCUAAUGAAUGUAAGGACUCUGAGAAACCCUUUGGUCAGUUUUCAGCCCUCAGUGAACAUAAACAAAUUGAAAGUGGGAGGCAACACUGUGAUCCUAACGAAGAUGUGAAUACCUUUACUUCUACCUCAUCCCUCAGUAAACAUAUUAGUAUUUACAGGGGAGGGAGGCCUUACAAAUGUAAGGAGUGUGGGAAAGCAUUUAGUAAGUCCUCAAAGCUGACUAGCCAUAUAAGAACUCACAAUGGAGCGCAGCCUUAUGAAUGUAAGGACUGUGGGAAAGCCUUUAAUUGUGCCUCAUACCUAACUACACAUGUAAGAACUCACAGUGGUGAGAGGCCUUAUAAAUGUAAGGAAUGUGGGAAAGCCUUACGUUAUUCCUCAUCCUUCAGUAAACAUAAAAGAACUCACAGUGGAGAGAGACCAUAUGAAUGUAAGGAAUGUGGGAAAGCCUUUAGUUGUGCUUCACACCUCACUACACAUUUAAGAACUCACAGUGGAGAGAGACCUUACAAAUGUAAGGAAUGUGGGAAAGCCUUUAGUUGUUCCUCAUCCCUCACAACACAUACAAGAACUCACAGCGGAGAAAGGCCUUACGGAUGUAAGGAUUGUGGAAAAGCCUUUAGGCAGUCUUCAAACCUAUUGAAUCAUAUUAGAACUCACAGUGGUGAGCGGCCUUAUGAAUGUAAGGAAUGUGGCAGAGCCUUUAGCCAGUCCUCACACCUGAUCAAUCAUAUAAGAACUCACAAUGGAGAACGGCUUUAUGAAUGUAAGGAAUGUAGAAAAACCUUUAGCCAGUCCUCACAUCUGAUCAACCAUAUAAGAACUCACAGUGGAGAGUGGCCUUACGAUUGUAAGAAAUGUGGAAAAUCUUUUUGUGAUUUCUCAAGCUUCAGUAGACAUAUAAGAACUCACAGUGGAGAGAGGCCUUACAAAUGUAAGGAAUGUGGAAAAGCCUUUACACAGUCCUCAUCUCUCACUCAACAUAAAAGAACUCACAGUGGAGAGCGACCUUAUGAAUGUAAGGAAUGUGGGAAAACAUUUAGUCGGAUCUCAAACCUCACCAGACAUGUAAGAACUCACAGAGGAGAGAGGCCUUAUGAGUGUAAAGAAUGUGGGAAAGCCUUUAGUUGGCGCUCAGCCCUCACUAGGCAUAUAAAAACUCACAGUGGAGAGAGACCUUACGAAUGUAAGGAAUGUGGGAAAGCAUUUAUCCGCUCUUCAGCCCUCACUACACAUACAAGAAUUCACAGUGGAGACAGGCCUUAUGAAUGUAAGGAAUGUGGGAAAGCAUUUAGCCAGUCCUCAUCUCUCACUACACAUAUAAGAACUCACAGUGGAGAGAGACCUUAUGAAUGUAAGGAAUGUGGGAAAUCCUUUAGGCACGCCUCCUCUUUCACUCACCAUAUAAGGACUCACGGUGGAGAGAGGCGUUACGAAUCUAAGGAAUGAGGGAACAUCUUCAGUUCUCUCUGCCAUUUGAAAACUUGAGAAAGUAUACUGAGGAGAAAUAUAUAUUGCAUAUAUGACAAGGGGUCCUUCGGUGUGCGUCCUUCCUUCGGACCUCUAUAAUACCUCACACACUGUAGAGACUGGGACUAGAAGCAAAGAACAUCUUCGUUUGUAGCGUGUGAUUUUGGAUGAGUAUCAAAAUGGUAAUUUGUUUCUGUUAUAUUAAAGCAGUAUGUUCCUGAUGGAGAAAAAUUGGAUUUUAACAAAUUUGGAAUGAAAAGCAAAAAUCACUCAUUAUUCCACCACUCAUUAUUUUGGGUAUUUUCUUUUAGCCUCCUUUGUAUGUAAAGCAGUCAUUUCCUAAGAAAUCUGCAUUAUAUAUCGUGUGUAGUGUUGCACUUAACUUUUUUUCAUUGCUUUUUUUAAUCUUCCACAACUGUUAUGAUCCUUACUUUACUAAUGGGAAAACUGUACAAAAAAUUUUAACCCACAUUUCACAAAAAUGUCUCUGUCAAAUGGCAUUAUAAGAAUGAGAAUUUUCAUUGGAAGAGGGCUCACAUUGAGGAUAUGUGGAGAUUGUGAACCUGCACAGACCUACAACCUGAUCUAGAUGCAGUGGAACAUGUGUCCAACACAACAGAACUCGUAUUUGAAAGUCCUACUUUUGGUAAUUUUGUGGUUCGAGGAAAGUGCACUAGGCAAGGAGUUGAGGCUGUAGUUGCUGAACUGGGCUGGACUGGUGGCUGUUUCUCCACCUGGGGUGCAAACCUCCUACGAGGCCUGGAGCUCUUCUGCCCCACCGUUAACUGAGAUCUUCCUCCUUGACUUCUCAUGUAAGUAGCUGGGUAAAUGGUGGCUGUAGGUAGCAAAAGCCUUCAAACUGGACCUCCCAUUGGCCCAAAUGCCCUUUCAGAAUCAUUUUUUUGGAAAUCCUUAGGCACCAUAAUGUUAUACUUUGAUGAUAGUGCUAUAUUGUGGAAAUAGCGAAACAAGAGAAAUGGUGUCAGUGUCCAGUGGGAAGGGAGUUUUUAGAUAAAUGCCAGGCUACACGUCAAAGUGUUGUACUGCACUAAAUGAAUUUCUUCAGAAAAAUUCAGUCCACAGAGGUAAAGCACUCAUACUUGAACGUGUGAUACAUUGGGUAUAAGAUAUUGUGUACGUGACGGCCAUUUUAUGCAAAAUGUGUAUAUACAGACAAAUCACCUUGUAGAGAUUGUCCUAAAGGUGACACGAAGUAAUUUCCUUAGUCGUAUAACUAGUAGCACAAUGUAAGUAUAAAACAGCUCCAUCUCUCAUCCAAAAAAUUGCUGGUGUUCCCACUUCUCAGUCAUAAAUCUGUGGCACUUAUGCGUGUACGCAUCAUGCUGUAUGUGUGUUUUAGAUUCUGGGCCCUGUCAUUUAGCGUGAAUGGAUUUUGUAUUCGUCCAUGCAGGUGAACUUACGGACAGUUUGUUCUUUUUUACUGCUUUGUAGCAUGUUGUUGCAUAGCCCUACCACAGUUUGUAUAUUCAUCAGGUUAAGAGUAUUUGAAUUUCCACUUUUUAGUUCUUUCACUUUUUAAAUAAAUCUGUUAUAAACAUUGAUGCAGUGGGUUUAUGUGAACAUAAAGUUUCAUUUUUCUCCUUUAUGCCUCUGUGAGUGGGGUUGGUGUGUUAUGGUGGAUGUAUGAUUACCUUCAUAAGAAGCACCCAGUCUGUUUCUCAGAGGGGCUGUGUCACUUUAUAUUCAGUCAUCAGUGUAUAAUUCCCGUUGCUGCUGGGAACUGGAGAGUGUGCUUCUAGAGCCGUAAAACACUUCUUUUUGCCUCUGUUUUCAGAGGAGGGAUUUGGGUUGGCUGCUCACCUGAUAAGCAUUCUCACAUUUGUGAGGAUAGUACAUGGUAGGUAGCACCUGGAUUAGUCCCUUCCUCCUGCAGUGUCCUUCAUUGUCCUCCAUACUCUGAUAACUGGCAGAAGAGAAAUAUAAAGCACAGCUUGUUUAUCACAGAUAGGUAAAAACCGGGUGUCUACAGCAGAAGCAAUAAACUGACAACCAGGACGAUGCUCAAUACGUGGCUUUUUGUUAGUCUUUUGUCAGUGAUAAAUCAGGACCCAGCAAUGCCAAAGGUUCUGUUUUGGUGCCCAACCUGUUCUCAUGGAAACUUAAAGUGUCCCUAUCUGUGUCUGUCUGCCUCGCCUACUAACUGUAAAUAUCUUCUCUGACACCAGCCCACUGAAAAUGCAACUCUUCUAACUCCAAUCAACUGGAGCAACGCCUAAUCUAACAGGUGAGAGGGCACAGUUCUAGAAUGCCACAUGUGCCCAAGAUUGUAGGCACCUACCUAAAAUUUUGGGGCUCCUGGAGUCACCCAGGCUUCCAACUCACUGAAAUUUGGAUGUUCCCCUACCCCCUCAAGUCCAAUAAUUUGCUAAAAUGAUGCAGAAUGUAAGAAGCACUGUACUUACAGUUUUAACAGCAAAAUGGAUAGAAAUAAGGACCAGCAUAAAGCAGAGCUGCAUGUGGUGAGAUUUGGCAGAAUGUAAAUGCAGAGUUCCCGUGUCUCAUGCAUACCUACUUCCCCCCUCCCUUCUAUGGGUAUGCCUCAAAGAUACAGAGGGUUCCAGACCACAGCAAUAAAGAAAGUACUGCAAUAGAGUGAGUCACACAAAUUUUUUUGUUUGCCAGUGCAUGUAAAGAUUAGGUUUACACUAUACUGUAGUCUGUACAAUAGCAUUAAGCCUAAGAAGAAACAAUGUACAUACCUUAAUGAAGACAUACUUUAUUGCUAAGAAAUGCUCACCAUCAUCUGAGCCUUCACAGUGUUGUAAUCUUUUUUGCUGUUAUAGGUUGUUGCCUCAAUGUCAGUGGCUACUCAAUGAUCAGGGUAGUGGUUCCCGAAGCUUGCGGUGGCCGUGGCAGUCACUUAAAAUAAUACAACAAUGAAGUUUGCCACAUCAGUUGACUUUUUCUUUCACAAAAGAUUUCUCUAUAGAAUGCGAUCCUGUUUGAUAGCAUUUUUACCCACAGUAGAACUUCUUUCAAAAUUGGAGCCAGUCCUCUAAAACCCUGCAGCUGCUUUAACAACUAAGUUUAUAUGAUAUUCUAAAUCCUUUGUUGUUAUUUCAGCAGUGUUCACAGCAUCUUCACCAGGAAUAGAUUCUAUCUCAAGAAACUUUCUUUGCUUAUCCGUAAAAAGCUACUUUUCACCCGUUAAAGUUUUAUCAUGACAUUUCAGCAGUUCAGUCACAUCUUCAGGCUCCAUUUCUAACUUUAGUUCUGCUAUUUCCACCACAAGUACAGUUACUUCCUCUGUUGAAAUCUUGAACCCCUGAAAGUCAUCCGUGAGGGUUGGAAUCAACUUCUUCCAAAUUCCUGUUGAUAUUUUGAUCUCCUCCCAUGAAUCAGGACUGUUAUAAAUGGCAUCUAGAAUGGAGCUUUCUUUCCCAAAGGUUUUUAGUUUUACCCACAUCCAACAGAGCAAUUGCUGUCAAUGGCAGCUAUAGCCUUACAAAAUCUAUUUCUUAGUAAAACGUAAACGUUGGAAUUACUCCUUGAUCCACAAGCUGCAGAAUGGAUGUGUGUUAGCAGGUGUGAAAACAACAUUGAUUUUGUACCUCUCCAUCAGAGCUCUUGGGUGACCAGGUGCAUGGUCAAUGAGAGUACUAUUUUCAAAAGAGUCUUUUUCUAAAUGGUAGGUCUCAACAAUGACCUUAAAAUACUCAGUAAACCAUGUUGUAAGUAGAUGUGCUGUCAUACAGGCUUUGUUGUUCCAUGUGUAAAACACAGGCAGGGUAGAUGUAGUGUAAUUGUUAAGGGCCCUAGGGUUUUUGGAAUGGUAAAUGAGCAUUGCCUUCAAGUUAAGGUCAACAAUGGUAUUAGCCCCUAACAAGAGAGUCACCUUGUCCCUUGAAGCCAGGCAUUGAGUCCUGUCUAGCUAUGAAAGUCCUAGAUAGCCUCUUCUUCCAAUAUGAGACUGUUUCACCUUUAUUGAAAAUCUGUUGUUUACUGUGCCUACCUUCAUCAAUUAUCUCAGCUAGCUUUUCUGGGUAACUUGCUGCAGCUCCUCCAUCAGAUCUUCCUCACCUUGCACUUUUAUGUAAUGGAGACAGCUGCUUUCCUUCAUGAACCAACGUCUGCUAGCGUCAGACUUUUCUUCUGCAGCCAGUUCAUCUCUCGCAGCCUUCAUAGAAUUGAGGAGAGUUAGGGACUCGCUCUGGAUUACGCUUUGGUUUAAGAGAAUAUCGUGACUGGUUUGACCUUCUAUCGAGACCACUAAAACGUUCUGCACAUCAAUAAUACGCCUGUUUUGUUUUCUUAAUCAUUCAUGUGUACGCUGGAGUGUUGUCGUUGUUAGGUGCCGUCGAGUCAGUUCCGACUCGUAGCGACCCUGUGCACAACAGAACGAAACACUGCCUGGUCCUGUGCCAUCCUUACAGUCGUUGUUGUGUUUGAGCUCAUCGUUGCAGCCACUGUGUCAGUCCACCUCAUUGAGGGUCUUCCUCUUUUCCGCUGACCCUGUACUCUGCCAAGCAUGAUGUCCUUCUCCAAGGACUGAUCCCUCCUGACAACAUGUCCAAAGUAUGUAAGAUGCAGUCUCGCCAUCCUUGCUUCUAAGGAGCAUUCUGGUGUACUUCUAAGACAGAUUUGUUCGAACAAACAUAGCAACGAUUGUGAGAAUGGUGCCCACUGGGUAGUGUUUCAUUCUGCUGGACGUAGAGUCACUUUGAGUCGGAACCGACUAAAGAACACCUAACAACAACAGUAGAAAAAGCCUAGAUUACCUUUAAGAGUCUGUUGGUGGGAUUGUGGACAUCAAAAACAAUUCUAGUGAGGUGUCAAAAGGAAGUGAGGAGAGUGGUAACACCGGAGACUGCGGAGACAUCUAGAUGCAGCAACAGAGCAAUGGCAGCAGCAGAACCAGGAGACCUGUGUGAGAGCACAGGAGCUAAUCCAUGAAAUCAGAGAGCUGAGUGCCUUCUGGCAGGAGGCGUCCUGGUGGAGUGGGGGGCCUAACAGCACUUAUCGAUGGAGCUAGGCUUGCGGACCUACGGAGAAAGAGCUGAGUUCCUUCCAGCAAAGGUUUACCGACAGAGUGUGGUGCUUCCAGGCACUUAUCAUUACAGCUAAAGAGUUGGCAAAGAGCCCUGUAGGGCCAAGAAACCAAGCAAACAGGAAGCAGAACCCGAGGCACAAGGACCACAGGAAGGAGACCUGCCUCAAUUCAGAGUAUGGCCACAACCUCUGGUUUAUCAAAGAGUUGAACAACAGCCUGCUUGGUCCCAAAGGAUGGGGCAUCACCUCCUAGAUUUCAAAGAGUCAGAUCGUCACCAACUCAGUUCAGGAGUGUGGGGCUUCCUUUCACAAGUGCCAGGGGAAUGGGGCUGGUUCUGCUGCCCAAAGUUGAGGGACAGGACUCCCAUGUCCAAGGGGCAGAAGAACGGGGUCUGCCACGGCCAAGGAAGUGGGGUUGCCAUUCAGAUAGACUAGGAGAAUGGGACAGCCCAAAACCAAGAGAGUAGAGUAGCCAUUUCAGUGGGUCUGGAAGGUGAAGCUGAAGUCGAGGGCCAAGGGACCUCCACCCAGGUUUCAGAGAGUGCGACCAGCCAGAGUCUGGAAUGCAGGGCUAUUGCCUAAGUAGUCUUAGCGAAUAGAUUAUUAUUUUCAAGCCUUGAGAGUUAAUGUAAUGUGUUCUGCUGACUUCCUUGGUGCCUGUUACCCCUUCUUUCCCUCCCGUUUCUCACAUUUGUAAUGCAAGUCCCCACCUUGGGCCUGUUAGACCAUUGUGCUUUGUAGCCGAUAACUUGUAUUCUAGAUUUCACAGAUGAAGAGGAGUUGUGCCCCUGGAUGGAAUUUGCACUUGGUGUUGAUGUCAGUCUUUUGGGAUGAUAUGAUGGGGUGAAUGUGUUUCACAUGUGGCAAGGACAUGAAUUUUAGGGGGACAAAGUGUGGAAUGUUAGGAUUGACUUCUGUCCCCCAAAAUGUGCAUCACCUUGUCUAGACCAUGAUUGCCAGUAUUGUGUGGCUUUCCACCAUUUUGUCAUCUAAUGAGAUUAUCCUAUGUGUUGUAAAUCCUAACCUCUGUGAUCUUAAUGAGGUGAAUUCGAGGCAGUUACCUUAAUGAGGCAGGAUUCAAUCUACAGGAUUAGGUUGUAUCUUGAGUCAAUCUCUUUUGAGAUAUAAAAAAGAGAAUCAAGCAGAGAAGAGAGGAACCUUCUACCACCAAGAAGAUGAGUGGGAAGCACAGUGCAUCCUUUUGACUACGGGCCCCUGCGCUGAGAAGCUCUUAGGCCAGGGGAAGAUGAACAACAAGGACCUUCCCCCACAGCUGACAAAGAAAGCCUUGCCUUAGAACUGGCACCUUGGAUUUAGAGGUACACCCCUCCUAAACUGUGAGAGAAUAAAUCGAGCUUUGUUAAAGCCAUCCACUUUGGGUAUUUCUCUUAGUGUAGCACUUGAUUUCUAAGAUGGGUACUGUUGGUUCUUGAUGAUGUGCUACCUCCUGAAAUCAGUGAACAUUGACCAAUUCUUUUUGGUAUGGUGACUCUGUAUAUUCUUUCCAUCUUUUUUUGAUACUUCUUUGAUCAUUCAAUAUUUUGCCCAUGUUAGGUGCCGUCGAGUCAGCUCCAACUCAUAAUGACCCUAUGUACAACAGAACAAAACAUGGCCCAGUCUUCUGCCUUCCUCACAGUGGUUAUGCCUGAGCCCUUUGUUGUAGACACUGUGUCAAUCCAGUGUUUUUCACUGACCCUCUUCUUUACCAAGCAUGAUGUCUUUCUUCAUAGACUGGUUCCUCCUGAUUAAACGUCCAAAGUAUGUGAGACGAAAUCUUGCCAUCCUUGCUUCUGUAGGGCAUUUUGGCUGUACUUCUUCCAAGACAGAUUUGUUUGUUCUUCUGGCAGUCCAUGAUAGUCAAUAUUCUUCCAACACCAUUAUUCAAAGAUACCAAUUCUUCCUCAGUCGUCUUUAUUUAUUCCUCAGCUUUUGCAUGCAUAUGAGGUAAUUGAAAACACUGUGGCUUGGGUCAGGUGCACUUUGGUCCUUAAAGUCACA
Messenger RNA from Loxodonta africana (African savanna elephant), 11615 nucleotides. RefSeq names its product zinc finger protein 883-like. NCBI's taxonomy places the organism in Eukaryota, Metazoa, Chordata, Mammalia, Proboscidea, Elephantidae. Gene Ontology annotation, biological process: regulation of DNA-templated transcription. The transcript is spliced from 5 exons. The record is from RefSeq and is a predicted model, not a curated record. The coding region runs from base 2568 to 4586 and encodes 672 amino acids.